AGAGGCGGGGAGCGCUUCUCAUUGGUGGAAGCCGGGCGGCUAUUUCGGGAGGGCGGAAGCGGCGCGCAGCGGCGGAGGUGACUGGGAAAUGGAGAAAACUUUGAACAGAAUCCAUCCAGUUUCUGAUCCAGAAGCAGUGUAUUUUCUACAAGUAUCAUGGGAAAAAGAUUUAGGCUCUGGCUUUGGUAUAAUACUUGCUGAUGGUGAAUGUGCAUGGACCGGGACAGUGUCUGAAGCUGAAAUUUCUAGGGAGGCUUCUGACAUGGAAAUGAAUAGAGAAAAGUAUGUUGAAGAACUGAAGAAAGCAUUGAUACUUGGAGAAGAAUCAGCUGGUAAAUACAACUUUGCUAUUUCAAGAGAUGAAGAAAAUGCAGUGUGUCACUUCUCCUAUGAAAGAAAUCUGAAAGAUGGCUCAUUCAGGCUUGGAUCUCUGAACCUACAAAAAGUUUCAAGUCCAGCAGAGGUGGUAAGACACCUGAUUGGGUAUUGUCUGGACUGCUUGGGAAGACUCCAGGUGAAAAAUGAGCACCUGCAAAAAGAAAAUGAAAGGCUUUUCAGUGAUUGGAGUGAUGUGGAGAAACGGUUGGAAAAAUGCGUAGAAGCUAAAGAAGAGCUAGAGGCAGAUCUUUAUAACCGCUUUAUUUUGGUGCUGAAUGAAAAGAAGGCAAAGAUAAGAAACUUGCAGAAGUUGUUGAAUGAAGCUAAACAGUCUGCAGCAGAUACCAAACGUACAAGGGAAAGUGUAGCUACAACUCAGAUGGCUACUGGGCAAGAAAAUGACUAUGAUGGCAGCACUGAGGAGGAAAGUGAAAAUUUAACAUGGUCCUCAUUACCAUCGGCACCAGAACGAAAUGAUUCCCUUCUGGGUAGCCCUGAUGUCAUCAAUACCACUCCAAGACGAAAGAGAAGACAAAGGACAGUAAAACCUGCUGGAACAGGAGCUAAAAUGGCUACUUAUGAGACAGAAAUGCCAGCAAAGGAAAACUUGCUGCACUCGUUAAUCCAUCUCUUCUGCUGGUCGUCUUGGUGCCUUCUCAAAACAGAGAUGGGUGGCCUGCUUCAGCAGUGGCAGAUCUUGACCAGUCGCCAUUCUGUGCUCCUGCCAUCUGACCUUUGGGGACAGAUUUCAGCAAUGACCUGUUGGGGUGUGCUGAUUUAGCACCAGUCAGGGCUCCAACCUCCUGUGCUACAACAGCAAGGGAAGCCUGAUCCUGCUUCACAGAAGACAUCGGGCAAGCAGUCUCCGGAUGUGAUGUCUCUUGAAACACUGGAAAACACUUGUGAGCCAGAGGACCUCUUUGAUGACAUCUAGCUAUGUGUUGUCUGAGAAACUCAGACUGGUGCUCCACAUCAAAUUUAGUUAUAAAACUAAAAGGCUUUGGUAUAGACACUGAGCCAAAAUCUGUAUGGUAUUUAAUGACAUAUUGCUUUAAUUCUCUUUCACUGGCCUUGUCCCCAUUCUUCACUGCGUGGUUGUAGACCCUUGGCCUGCUGAGUCUUGAUUUGUGACAGCCUUGAAAUCAGUUCAGCCUCUGUGUAGAGCUAUUACCACAUGCAUAUGGGGAAAGAGAGCCCCAUCACAACGUUUUACAUCCUAACAGUCUUUGGCUGUUAGUCGUAUCCAGGAUCAACUGGUUUUCAGAUAUCCCCAGAGAAUAAAUCAGACAUAAGGAAUACUUAAGGCUGUCAUUGUACUUAUGCGAUAUUCUGCCCCUUUCUCGAGCAGCUCAGCUUAGAUGUGGUCUGAUUCCUCAGCUUUGAUUGAGGUAUAUCUUUAAAAAAUCAAGUGUGCAAAUAAAUGACUUUUUGCUUUUUAAAGAUUCUUUGUAGUAUUAUGCAUUAUAUGGUGCAUACCUGCUUUGGGGAGUAAAGUGUUUAAUAUUGAAUCUAUUUUGACCUUCUGUAGUAUGCCAUAGACCUGUAGAAAUCCACAGACUUUAAAAGAGACAUUUUGAUAUUUCAUUAUUUUUCUUAAGAUGAUUUCUAAGAUAAUAAAAUGCUUUCUAAAAGGA
Cygnus olor (mute swan) is the source of this 2012-nucleotide messenger RNA. It is a transcript of the gene XRCC4, whose product is annotated as X-ray repair cross complementing 4. Gene Ontology annotation, molecular function: DNA binding. The transcript has 9 exons. Lineage: Eukaryota; Metazoa; Chordata; Aves; Anseriformes; Anatidae. The record is from RefSeq and is a predicted model, not a curated record. Gene Ontology annotation, biological process: response to X-ray; immunoglobulin V(D)J recombination; double-strand break repair via nonhomologous end joining. The coding region runs from base 89 to 1159 and encodes 356 amino acids. Gene Ontology annotation, cellular component: DNA-dependent protein kinase-DNA ligase 4 complex; nucleus; DNA ligase IV complex.